UGCAGUGGAUGCGGCGGUCGCCUUUCUGACCUCUUUUAAUUCCUGUGUGCGGAGCUUGCUUCUCUAUGGUGCGGCUCCGGCCAACCCUCCUUCAACAUGCAGUCCUCUCCCAACAUGCUCACCAAGUUUGAAUCCAAAUCCUCCCGCGCGAAGGGAAUUGCCUUCCACCCCAAGCGGCCAUGGAUCCUAGUAUCCCUUCAUUCAUCAACAAUUCAACUAUGGGACUACCGCAUGGGAACCCUCAUUGAUCGCUUCGAAGAACACGAUGGUCCCGUUCGCGGCAUUGACUUCCAUCCGACACAACCCCUCUUCGUCUCCGGAGGUGACGACUACAAGAUUAAGGUCUGGAACUACCAGACCCGCCGCUGCAUGUUCACAUUGAAUGGCCAUCUGGACUAUGUGCGGACGGUAUUCUUCCAUCAUGAACUGCCCUGGAUCCUCUCGUGUUCGGACGACCAAACGAUCAGAAUAUGGAAUUGGCAGAACAGGUCCUUGAUCUGCACCAUGACUGGCCACAACCACUAUGUCAUGUGCGCGCAGUUCCACCCUACCGAAGACCUCAUCGCCUCCGCCUCAUUGGACCAGUCGGUCCGCAUUUGGGACAUUUCGGGAUUGCGGAAGAAGCACUCGGCCCCGACGUCCAUGUCCUUCGAAGACCAGAUGGCUCGCGCCAACCCCGCCCAGGCAGAUAUGUUCGGAAACACUGAUGCGGUGGUUAAGUUCGUUUUGGAGGGUCAUGACCGGGGUGUCAAUUGGGUGUCGUUCCACCCGACCCUGCCUCUGAUCGUCUCCGCGGGUGACGAUCGUCUGAUCAAGCUGUGGAGGAUGAGUGACACUAAAGCAUGGGAGGUCGAUACCUGCCGUGGCCAUUUCCAGAAUGCAUCUGCUUGUCUGUUCCACCCUCACCAGGACCUGAUCCUCUCCGUCGGCGAGGACAAGACUAUCCGCUGCUGGGAUCUGAACAAGAGAACGUCCGUGCAGUCGUUCAAGCGUGACCUGGACCGUUUCUGGGUCAUUGCUGCCCACCCGGAGAUCAACCUGUUCGCCGCUGGUCACGACACUGGUGUCAUGGUCUUCAAGCUGGAGCGGGAGCGACCUGCAUCUGCUGUGCACCAGAACCAGCUCUUCUACAUCACAAAGGAGAAGCACGUCAAGUCGUAUGACUUCGCUAAGAAUGUCGAGACCCCUCCGAUGCUCUCCCUGCGCAAGCUGGGAUCUCCUUGGGUGCCGCCUCGGACCCUUUCGUACAACCCCGCUGAGCGUGCUAUCCUGGUUACCUCUCCUACCGACAGUGGCGUGUAUGAACUGAUCCACCUCCCGAGGGACGCCACUGGUGCCGUCGAACCCACGGAUGUCAAGCGCGGCCAGGGCUCUUCCGCUGUCUUUGUUGCGCGCAACCGAUUCGCCGUCUUCAGCCAAGGAAACCAGCAGGUGGACAUCAAGGAUCUGAGCAACUCGACCACGAAAUCGAUCAAGCCUCCGGCUGGAACUACUGACAUCUACUUUGGUGGAACUGGAUGCCUGCUCUUCAUCACGCCUACCACCGUGGUUCUGUUUGACAUCCAGCAGAAGAAGCAAUUGGCAGAGUUGGCUGUCAGCGGUGUCAAGUACGUCGUCUGGUCCAAUGACGGUCUUUACGCCGCGCUUCUCAGCAAGCACAACGUCACCAUUGUGACCAAGAGUCUCGAGCAGGUGAGCAGCUUGCACGAGACGAUCCGGAUCAAGAGCGCAGCCUGGGAUGACGCUGGCGUCCUUCUCUACUCCACCUUGAACCACGUCAAGUACUCCCUUCUGAAUGGUGACAAUGGCAUCAUCCGCACUCUGGACCAGACCGUCUACCUCGUCAAGGUUAAGGGCCGGAAUGUCUACUGCCUGGAUCGUAAUGCCAAGCCCCGCGUUAUGGAGAUUGAUCCCACCGAGUACCGCUUCAAGCUUGCACUUGUCAAGAGAAACUACGACGAAAUGCUACAGAUCAUCAAGACUUCCAGCUUGGUCGGUCAAAGUAUCAUUUCGUACCUGCAAAAGAAGGGUUACCCGGAGAUCGCGCUGCAGUUCGUGCAGGACCCUCAGACCCGCUUUGAGCUCGCGUUGGAGUGCGGCAACCUUGAGGUAGCUAUCGAGAUGGCCAGGGAGCUGGACCGCCCCAACUUGUGGAGCAGACUCGGAGCGGAGGCUCUGGCUCAUGGCAACCACCAGACCGUUGAGAUGGCCUACCAGAAGCAGAGGAACUUUGACAAGCUCUCUUUCCUGUACCUCGCGACUGGCGACCAGGAGAAGCUGGCGCGGAUGGCUAAGAUCGCCGAGCACCGUGGUGAUUUCACCUCCCGUUUCCAGAACGCAAUCUACCGCGGGGAUGUUGAGGACCGCAUCCAGAUGUUCAAGGAAGUGGACCUAUAUCCCCUCGCAUACCUUACGGCCAAGUCUCACGGAUUGACGGAGGAGGCUGAGUCGAUCCUCGAGGCCUGCGGGCUCACCGAGGACCAGAUCACCCUCCCCACAAUCGAUGAGCCUGCGCGGGUUCCCCACCCCAUCGCCCCCACUUUCAAGGCGAACUGGCCUGUCAAGGCCGCCGGCCAUUCCUCGUUCGAGAAGGCCCUACUUGGGGAAGUUGGCCCCGGUGACGAGGAGGUUGCAGCAAUUGAGUUCGAGCCUGAGGAGGAAGGUGACGCUGUGACUGCCCGCGACACCCUCGAGGAAGAGGAAGAGGACGUGGCUGGCUGGGACAUGGGAGACGAGAUCAACGUCGAAGAGGAUGUUGACUUUGUGAACGUGGACAGCGCAGAGGCCGGUGCUGGUAGCACUGAGGCCGACCUGUGGGCUCGCAACUCCCCUCUGGCUGCCGACCACGUCGCUGCUGGUUCCUUUGAAACUGCCAUGCAGCUCCUUAACCGUCAAGUGGGAGCGGUCAACUUUGCCCCUCUCAAGCCGCGGUUUUUGGAAGUGUACAAGGCGUCCAAGACUUACCUCCCUGCGUCUGCCGGUCUUCCCCCAUUGGUAAACUAUGUGCGCCGCACCGUCGACGAGACGGAUAGCCGCAAGGUUCUGCCGAUCAUCCCGAAGGAUUUGGAGACGAUCGCCAACGUGGACCUGCAGGAGGGUUAUGCCGCUAUGAGAGCCAACAAGCUGGAAGAUGGUGUUAAGAUCUUCAGAGGCAUUUUGAACUCGGUCCUGGUCAACACGGUCUCGUCGGAAGCCGAAGUGGAGCAGGCGAAGAAGAUCAUUGACACAGCUCGGGAAUACAUCCUGGCGAUGUCAAUUGAACUGGAGCGUCGUUCCAUCCCCACCGACACCCCCGACAACCUCAAGAGAAGCCUCGAGCUUUCUGCAUACUUCACGAUCCCCAAGCUGGAGGUUGCCCACCGGCAACUGGCCCUGAUGGCGGCCAUGAAGCUUGCCUUUGCCAACAAGAACUACUCGUCGGCCCUCAGCUUCGCCAACCGCAUGCUGGCCAACGGUGGCGCCGCUAAGCUUCUGGAACAGGCCAGGAAGAUCAAGGCGCAGUGCGAGCGUAGCCCACAGGACAAGAUCGACAUCGAAUUUGACCAGUUUGCCGAGUUCGACAUCUGCGCGGCCUCGUACACCCCGAUCUACGGCGGCUCGCCGAGCGUGUCGGAUCCCUUCACGGGAGCCAAGUACCACGAGCAGUACAAGGGCACGGUGUGCCGGAUCUCGGAGGUGACGGAGAUCGGCGCGCCGGCCAGUGGCCUGCGGUUGUUCUUUCCGGGCCAGUACUGAGGAUGAUGACGAGAUGUGACGGCUUUCUUUUUCUUCACGCUUGUAAUUCCCCGUCUCUCGAUGUGCAAACAUGAUAGAAAAUGUGUUUUCUGGUGAGGGCCGAGGGUCCGUGCUCUGCUCGAUGUAUGGACCGGUUGAUUUCUAUAAUUCUCAGCGACGUUAGUAUAUCUAUUACUUUACCAUUUGUUUUGACAUUCUUCUGCCUGCACGCUCCUGUACAGAUAAAGAGGUGAGAUAGUAUUGAUGUGGUUCACGCUUGAUGCCAAUGCAGAGUAGAGAUCAGUUAUAGUACAUCAU
Molecule: messenger RNA, 4032 nt
Organism: Aspergillus ibericus CBS 121593
Lineage: Eukaryota; Fungi; Ascomycota; Eurotiomycetes; Eurotiales; Aspergillaceae
Product: coatomer subunit alpha
Exons: 8
Coding region: 97-3735 (1212 amino acids)
Biological process (GO): intra-Golgi vesicle-mediated transport; intracellular protein transport; retrograde vesicle-mediated transport, Golgi to endoplasmic reticulum
Cellular component (GO): COPI vesicle coat
Molecular function (GO): structural molecule activity; protein binding
Source: RefSeq, a predicted model, not a curated record